Messenger RNA from Verticillium nonalfalfae, 1224 nucleotides. RefSeq lists its product as uncharacterized. Gene Ontology annotation, molecular function: tRNA-guanosine(34) queuine transglycosylase activity. Gene Ontology annotation, cellular component: cytosol. Lineage: Eukaryota; Fungi; Ascomycota; Sordariomycetes; Glomerellales; Plectosphaerellaceae. The transcript is spliced from 2 exons. The coding region runs from base 1 to 1224 and encodes 407 amino acids. The record is from RefSeq and is a predicted model, not a curated record.
AUGGCUUCCAUCAAUGUGAGCUCUUCAGCGGCCCUCACGUUUGAGCUGAUCGCACGCUGUUCGACAACAAGAGCUCGUGCAUCAAACUUGACUCUCCCUCAUGGACCAGUACAGCUUCCCAUGUUCAUGCCUGUUGCGACACAGGCAUCGCUCAAAGGACUUACCCCUGAGCAGCUCGAGGAGACAGGUUGUCGCCUGUGCCUGAACAACACCUAUCAUCUAGGUCUCAAGCCCGGGCAAGAUGUCCUUGCUGCUGUCGGCGGUGCGCACAAGCUACAGGGAUGGAACCACAACAUUCUGACCGACAGCGGUGGCUUUCAAAUGGUCAGCCUCCUUAAGCUGGCGAACAUCACCGAGGAGGGUGUGCGCUUUCUCAGCCCACACGAUGGGUCACCCAUGCUUCUCACGCCUGAACACUCAAUCUCGUUGCAGAACACCAUCGGGAGCGACAUCAUCAUGCAGCUAGACGACGUCCUCGUGACAACGUCCCCAGACAAGGAGCGUAUGCGCGAGGCCAUGGAACGCAGCGUGAGAUGGCUCGACCGCUGCAUUGCAGCUCACCAGAACCCGACGACCCAGAACCUGUUCUGCAUCAUUCAGGGCGGUCUGGACCUCGAGAUGCGAAGGGAGUGCUGCAGGCAGAUGCUUGCGCGGGACACCCCAGGCAUCGCCAUCGGCGGACUCAGUGGCGGCGAGGCCAAGGCCGACUACUGCCGUGUCGUCCGGACGUGCACCGAGAUGCUACCCGACCUCAAGCCACGGUACGUCAUGGGCAUCGGCUAUCCAGAAGACCUCGUCGUCAGCGUUGCGCUCGGCGCUGACAUGUUCGACUGUGUAUGGCCCACCCGCACUGCUCGUUUCGGCAAUGCCAUCACCAAACAUGGUGUUCUGAACAUUCGAAAUCUGAAGUAUGCGACCGAUUUCGGCCCCAUAGAGGAGGGUUGCGGUUGUAUCUGCUGCAGAGAAGGGGGUCUCGGUAUCACAAGAGCAUUCAUCAACCACAAUACUGCCAAGGAAACGGUCGCCGCCCACCUGCUGACGAUCCAUAAUGUUUGGUAUCAACUAGAACUCAUGCGGAACGUGAGACAGGCUAUCAUCGAGGAUCGGUAUCCCGAUUUCGUACGGCAAUUCUUUGGCAACUUGUACGAUAGCGACAAGACCAGGUUCCCUGAAUGGGCUGUGGAGGCGCUCCGUGGCGUCGGUGUAGAUUUAACAGAUGGUUAA